Molecule: messenger RNA, 3858 nt
Organism: Bombina bombina (fire-bellied toad)
Lineage: Eukaryota; Metazoa; Chordata; Amphibia; Anura; Bombinatoridae
Gene: SNTB2
Product: syntrophin beta 2
Exons: 7
Coding region: 54-1790 (578 amino acids)
Cellular component (GO): intracellular anatomical structure; dystrophin-associated glycoprotein complex; synapse
Molecular function (GO): structural molecule activity; protein binding
Source: RefSeq, a predicted model, not a curated record
UGGCAGGAAGUGUCUGUCUCUCCCUGUGCAAGCACCUUCUGUCCCCUCUCACUAUGGCUGUCUGGACUCGAGCUUCUAAGUCUGGACUCCUGGACCUUCUUCUGCAUGAUCACUGGGUGCGUGUACAGGCUGAGCUAACAGGGGAGAGCCUGACCCUGACAUCGGAACCAGAACCUUGUGGAGCACUCAAUGGUCUCAGUAAUGGCACUGAGCUGGCCCCAAGCUCUCCCCGCAGAGGACUUUCUGCCUCUGGACGCUCUGAGACCAGUUCUCCCAGGACAGGGUCAGAUUAUGGCUCAGAAUCUGGACUUGGCAGUCCCGGGACUCGGUUUCCUUUAGACAGUCCAACUGCAGAACUGGGUUGUGAAGCGGUGAGGAAAGUACGAGUGGUGAAACAAGAAGUUGGUGGUCUGGGAAUCAGUAUUAAGGGUGGUCAAGAAAAUCGAAUGCCUAUCCUCAUCUCCAAGAUCUUCCCCAAACUGGCAGCAGAUCAGAGCCGAGCACUAAGAGUAGGAGAUGCCAUCCUAUCUGUUAAUGGGAACGACCUGCGAAAUGCCACCCAUGAUCAAGCAGUACAGGUGCUCAAAAAAGCUGGGAAGGAGGUGACACUGGAGGUUUGCUUUCUUCAGGACGUGUCGCCUUAUGUCCGGAAGGCAUCCUUGGUGGGCGACCUUCCAUGGGACAACUCAGCCCCCCACUCACCCACACACAGUGACAACGCAGGAUCCCCCAAACCUAAUGCCAAGGACUGCAAAAUGAUCCCCCUAAAAAUGUGCUACACCGCUCGAAACCUUAGUGUGUCUGAUCCAGAGGGACGGCUGGUGGAAUUACGCUCCCCAGAUGGUUGUCAUUCCCUUGUACUCUGCUGUAGAGAUUCAGCAUCUGCUCUCAGUUGGUCUCAGGCUUUGCACAAUAACAUCACUGCUCUGCUGCCGCAAGUCCUGGCGGAGACGCACCGCAUGCUAGGAGCCACGAGUGAAGAACUCAGGCAUCUGGGCUGGGUGGCAGAACAGGUGUCUGUGGAUGAUGGGCGAUCUGUCUGGCAACCAGCGCUUGCUGCAGUCACACAAAGAGAUUUUCUGAUCUUUGAUGCAAUGCCAAGGACUAAAGAGGAGUGGGGGAGCCCAAAACAGAGACUACCACUAAUCUCUACAAGGUUGGUGCAUUCUGGGCCGGGAAAUAGUUCACCAUCAUUAGGUUCACAUUUAACUUUCGGCACUCGCACGGGCUGCCCACAAGGAAUAGAUACCCGCGUUUUCCGUGUGGAGAAUCAACGAGACCUUUCUGUGUGGACACGGGCACUGGUACAGGGCUGUCACGUUGCAGCAGAGCUUACACGUGAAGUCUCAAUCAGCUGUUCUCUGCGUGGAGAGGGAGUCUCGCUUUCCAUACACUAUGACACAGGAUUCACAGUGUCCCGAGGAGGGCCAUCUGGCCCUGUGCUGCAUAAAUACCCCUUUGAAAAGCUCAAGAUGUCAGCUGAUGAUGGAAUUCGGACACUUUAUCUGGACUUCGGGGGGCCAGAGGGCGAGCUGGUGAGGAGUGUUAAAGCUGUGCCCUGGAUAUGCAUACUUGUCCGAAGCCUGUUGUUUUCCUGUUACACACAUUCCUUUCCGCUAAAGUCACCCGAAUGGGGCUGCUGGCGUGAUUCUGGGGUUUGGAUAAACAACACGCGCAUUUACAGGGCUUAUAUCCUCAAUCCGUGCCUUCCACAGACCAGCAAAGAUCCAGUCAACCAAAUGUUAAAGAGCAGAGUGGGGACAGCCCUAUUAAUCCUCCCUCAAGGGUGACACAAUAACACCAAAAAAGACAUAGGAGUGUGUAUUUUUUUUAAUAUAAGGUGACUGUAACGCAGCCAGAGUGGAACUAUGGAACAUUGUCUCUCUCUCUUCACUACGCGGAGACUGAUGAUGUAUGUAAUCUCAAACAGCAAUAUUUCCGGCUAUAUGGAGAGGUGGGGCUAUAAAUAGUAUUUCAAAAGUGCAGAUACUUAUAAUUGUAUUAUUAUUUUGUUCUUGUUUUUUUUAAAUUGAGAUAAAUCUGCACUUGUCUGUGACUUUUAAGGAUUGUCCCUGUCACUAUAAAGUAACAGUGACAUAGACACAAAAAUACUUUAAAGUCAAAUAGUCUGCACCAUCCUCUGCAGUGACAAUCAAUGCUAUAUAACUACCCUUCCUCUUUUGGAAUAUUAAGCCAUGCUAUAAUCUUAUGACCAAAUGUGCCUUUUAUUUUAUAGCUGCCUUAUGAAAUGUUUACUGAGCACAACCCAUAUUUAUAGAUAAUAUAUAUAUAUAUUUACAUAUAUAUGCACAAUAAUAUAACUAAAAACUCCAUUCAUAGGAGCAUAUUCUGGAAUAGGGACCAGGUGUCACAAAGUAGGACUAAUCAUUUGCUGCUGUUUUAAGCAGCAGAUGACAAUAAAUUACCAAAGAUCUCUCUGUACAGAGGUAAUAGUGAUGUAUCAAUGUAAAGAUGCAAGUUGAGUGAACAAUUUAAUAUUUUGUAUUAAAGGUAUUAUUAAGAGAAACAUGUGUUCAGGAAUAAUAUCAGGCUAAACUGUGUGGUAUAUGCAAUUAUUAAUAUGAUAGAUAUAUUUAUAUGCAGAGCUUUGUUUAAAGAUUACCCAUCUUGCUUUGCACAGAUGAGCAGAUAAAGUUCACUUCCUGAACACUAAAAUUGUCUACAGACAAACAUAUUUUCAAAAUCAAAGGGCCCUUUUACUCAAAAUGUUUGUAUAGGGCAUAUAAAAGAACAGCAUUUAAAGAGACAUGGAAUGUAAAAUAUUUCUUUUAUGAUUCAGAACAUACAUUUUUUUUUUAUCAACUUUUUAAAGGGACAUGAAACCCCAAAUUUUUAUUUCAUGAUUUAGGUAGAACAUACAAUUUUAACAACUUUCCAGUUUACUUCUAUUAUCAAAUUUGCUUCAUUCUCUUGUUAUCAUUUGUUGAAGAAGCAGCAAUGCACUACUGGUUUGUAACUGAAUACAUGGGAGAGCCAAUGACAAUCAGUUUAUAUAAAUAUGCAGCCACCAACCAGAAGCUAGAAACUAGGUUCUUUGCUGCUCCUGAGCUUACCUAGAUAAACCUUUCAAUAAAGGUUAACAAGAGAAGGAAGCAAAUUAAAUAAUAGAAGUAAAUUGGAAAGUUGUUUAAAAGAGUAUUCUCUGUCUAAAUAAUGAAUGUCUAAUUAUGACGUUACUGUCCCUUUAUUUGACUAAUUUACUUCUAUCAUCAAAUUAGUUUCAUUCUCUUGGUAUCUUUUGUUGAAUAAGCAGCAAUGCACUAUUCGAAGCUAGGGGAACACACCUGAUUAGCCAAUGACAAAAGGCAUAUAUGUGCAGCCAUCAAUCAGCAGCUAACUUUCGGUAGUGCAUUGCUGCUCUGGACUACCUAGGUAUGCUUUUCAAGGAAGCAUACAAAGAUAAGGAAGAGAAUGAAAUAAUAUAAAUUGGAAAGUUGUUUAAAAUUGUAUGCCCUAUCUAAAUUAUGAAAAAAAAAUUGGGGUUUCAUGUUAUUUUAAAAAAAAUCUUUUGCUUUAAAAAUGUGAAGUACAAGGUAAAACUGCAGUAUCAGUUGUGAUAAUUAGCGGAUAAGGACAGCUCUCAUAGCUGUAUAGACAGAAGGGAUAGGCCUCUGCAAUAUGGACGACAGAACAAACAUUGAUUUAUUCAGGUCAAGAAUAUACAUUUAAUAAAAAUGUAUUUUGAAAUGUUUUCUUUCAGGUGAAGCAAAUAAAAAAAAAAAAUACUAAAAUAUUGCGUGAAGGUCUUUUACAACUGUAUCUGAAAUAUAUCAUGUUUUCCAAAUACUUGGUGAAAAAUGCAGUAUUUGAUCAUCAAUAAAAAUAUUGUCAAGAAAA